CCAAUAGGCGACACGUUUGUUUACCCUUUCGCGCCAAACUAGUGUGGGAGAGAGCGCAAUUGAGAAGAAGAAGGACAUGGUGCAGGUGUGUUUCGUGCUGGAUCUGCGGAGCUUGCCUCCUCCGUUUCUCAGAGACGUAAAGCAGUCCUUACUACAGGUAGCAAAUUUCUACGCCAUUUCAUCAUCGUCUUCUUCUUUGCGUAAAUCUAACUCUCUCAGAGAUAGGAUUGGCUUCUGCUACAUCUUUAAAAAUCGUUUUUCUUCUUCUGAUGAGCUGAAAAUCGCUUACCGUCCCAGAGAAAACUUCAAUCUACGCGACUUCCACCAGGCAGUUAACCAAUUGCCCUUGGAUGCUUUUCUCCCUCAAAUCAAUGAUUCGGCUGCUCUCUGUCAUCCGGGGGAUCUAAAACUUUCAACUAUCCUGAGUGAUCAAUUUUUAUAUUCCUGGGGAACUGGUAAGGAUAUCGCGAGGAAAGUGAUAGUUCUGAGCUCAUGCUUUCCAGAAGAUGUAGACUCUAUCAUGCGAAAAUCUCUAACGGAUGCAGCAGACAAGUGUGUUUCAGUCGAGUUUAUGUUAUUUGAGCAAAAAUCAGGCCAUCUCACUGAUACACAGCAAAAUAUGAACAAUUUCUUCAGAUAUAUCUCUGAUCUAGAUAAUUGCUCGUUUCAAACAUAUCUCCCAGAUGUCAGAGUGUUGCAUGGCCUGGUUAAACGAUGGAAAGCAGAUCUAGAGGACGAUGCGGAAGAACCAUUGCAAGCACAUUUUCUCUUUAAGAACAACCUUGUAGGCUCAGUGAAUCAGAUCUCCUGUAACUUGUACAUAUCUGUCAAUAAAAUAAUUGAUGGCUUCAGUCCCUGCCAGACAUGCAGUUGUCAUGGAAUUCCAUUAGAAGAUGGCAUAAGAAACAGGUCAGGAGGACCAUCUUGUCCAGCCACCGGCCAUGAUCUGGGAAAAGAUGCUGUGAUGGAAAAUUCGGUGAAGGUUGGAGAAAAUAUAAUGCUCUUUCUGCCGUCAUGCCAGAGCUCGAUGAAAUUUCAGAAAAUUUCUUCAUCAUUUGACUUCAAUGUUGUGGAGCGGAUUAACUUGGGGUCUCUAAGUGAAGGUAGUAUAAUGGGGGAUUCCUAUGUGGUAAUUCCAUCAGCUUGUCAUGAGAUAGAAGUUGCUUCAGAUGACAUAGAACAGUUAGAGUUGAAUGCUCAACUUUUUCGAGGGCUUUGCAGUGCUUUAUAUUCGCUAGACCAAGGUUUGGUAUGCUCCUCCAGUUGUAAUAUAGAAACCAUGAAAGAGGCUGCUUUCCACUGCUAUUAUAUUCUUCAACCUUCAGACAAUGGCCCAAUGCUUCUCAGGCGUCUUGCGGGAUCAGAGGAAGUCUCUUGUGUUCCUGACCUCAAUCAAUGUAUUCAUGCUUCAGUGACCAAGGAAAUUCAGAAUUCCAUUCAAUCUUCUUUGUCAAUGAUCGAACUAAAAGACUAUGAUCCGAUGGUGCAUGAGAGAGGCUUCCAUCAAAAACUAAACUUGCUUGUCAAAGAAAGCUUACAAUUUGGGUCAUUACCUCCUAAAUUUAAAGAGGCAGCCUCUGAACCGAAGAUCACUCAACCUGACUCUUUAGAAGAGAUUGUACAAUCAAACUCAGGAUUAGAUGUUGUACUUGUGGAAGCGGAAUCCCCACAGUUUGAUGUGCCCUUGGGAGAAGACAAAACAAGCGCCCAUAUUACAGAAGAAUGGGAGCAGCUGGUUGUUAAUGAAGUUCCAAAAAUAUAUUCUUCAGCUCGUAUUUCCAAACACAAGUUGGAUCAAUCAGUUCUAUCGCCUGCAAAUAGUAAUAGGCAGCUGGAUGUAAAAACUUCAAGGAUUUUAGAGAGACUGGAGGUCCCCAGACGGUUAAAAACAAAAGCAUUUUCUCCUGUUACCACAAGCAGUGGGAUGAUGGAUACUUGUGUUCCAAGGAAGAAACCUCUUACCCCACUGCUGUCCGCUGAUGCUACUGCAAGCCAGUUAAUGAAACCAAAUUUCCAGAGACUAAAAAGGAAACAUAAAUGAAAAGAAGGCUGCUGCUAGUGUUUAGCAUGGAGUUGUUCUUGCAAAAAGGUCAAUGAGGUUUGCUUGUUUCUUUCUUUCCUAUUUGCUUUGUUCUUCCUGUUUCCAACAUUUUGAAGCACCCUGAAUAUCCACAAACUGCCUGAGAGGAAGUUCAUAUAAUAUUUUCACGGAGGCUGAUAUAUAUUAAUGCAACAUUGAUGUGAGGUUUCAUA
Molecule: messenger RNA, 2253 nt
Organism: Corylus avellana
Lineage: Eukaryota; Viridiplantae; Streptophyta; Magnoliopsida; Fagales; Betulaceae
Source: RefSeq, a predicted model, not a curated record